AUGAUAGGUAAUCCUUCUAGUCAAAUUCCUUCUAUUAGACAUAUCUAUAAAUUGUUAUGUCAACAUUGUAAAUCGCUUGUUUGUGUUCGAGGAAUGAAAGCUAUCCUUUUAGCUAAUAAUAGAAUUGAUUUAUACAGUACAGAUGUGCCCUCUUCUAGUAUUUGUGUUUUAUAUAGACAUUAUUUAAAGGAUACCUGCCAAUGUAGGAUUCAAGAUACAGCUUGUCUUGAAUGUGGUAAUAUUCUUGGAUAUCAUAUUAUAUCACCAUGUCUAUCAUGUUUAAAUGCAAGUCAUAAUGGUCAUUUAUGGAUGUUUCGUUCAGAGGAAUGCGAUACGAUAGAAAGAUAUGAUAUUAAUCAAAAAUUAAUGUAUUGGCCAAAUGCUCCAAAGAUAGAAAUAGACCUUGAAUUAAAAACAGAAAGCUACAUUUCACAUCAUCUUCUUUAUAGAUAG
This is a messenger RNA of Cokeromyces recurvatus, 453 nucleotides long. RefSeq lists its product as uncharacterized. The transcript is spliced from 3 exons. NCBI's taxonomy places the organism in Eukaryota, Fungi, Mucoromycota, Mucoromycetes, Mucorales, Mucoraceae. The record is from RefSeq and is a predicted model, not a curated record. The coding region runs from base 1 to 453 and encodes 150 amino acids. Gene Ontology annotation, cellular component: cytosol.